UUGUCCCUUUCCAAAAUGGCGGCGCCCAUGAAGCGCUGUGUUUGAAGAGAAGGCAGGCCUGCACCACCAUGAAGGCCUCUUUCUCCUCACGGGGCCGCGGAAGGCAGGCCGGGAAGCAGCUCCACAAACUGGGCCUGGCGGUGCGGGAGUUCGUGGAGGCCUCAGUCCCGGCGGGGAGCGAGAAGAACGGAAGCAGCGUCUGUGUGGGCCUUCCCAAGCAGAGGCCUCGAGGGAAGCGCCGCCAGCUGAGGCGGGAGAAGCGCCAAUGGAAGAGAAAGCAACGGCGGUGGCUCCUGAACGGGGAGAAAGUGGAAGAGAAGGAAAAGAAGGCCGUUAUGGAGGUGAAAAGGCCUCCCCCAUCGUUGCCGCCUUCCUCAGGCAAAAAGGAGGAGAAGAAGCCGAGAAGGGAAGUUCUCCCCGCGGCGAAGGCCUCACUUGAGGCGAGGAAGAAGGCCCUGCUGGCGGCCAACGAGGCGGAGGAGAGGGAGAUCCGCCGCCUGGAGAGGCAGCUGGGCCUCGGGAAGAGGAGGAAGAAGCGGCGGCAGAAGGGCCUGGAGGAGGCCGAGGCGGCGGCCUUGCCUCGCAGCUUCGCCCUGGACGGUCUGGGCUACGUCUUGGGGGCCUUCGGGCCUGGAGACGCCUUCUCCGGCCUCUACGAGAGCAGCACCGAGGAGGAGGAGGAGAGAAAAGGAGGAAGAGAGCAGGAAGGAAGAGGAGGAAUGGCCGAGCAAGAGGGAGAAGAAAGUGAAGAAGAGGAGGAGGAAGAUGGUGAUGAUGAGGAGAAAGAGGAAGAAGAGGAGGAUUUGAGCAUGGAAGGAGAAGCUUCAGAUGAGGAUGUGGAGGAGGAGGAUUUGAGCAUGGAGGGAGAAGCUUCAGAUGGUGAUGAUGUGCAGAAGGAGGAUUUGAGCAUGGAGGGAGAAACCUCAGAUGAUGAUGGUGAUUUGGAGAAGGAGGAUUUGAGCAUAGAGGGAGAAGCUUCAGAUGAGGAGGAGGAGGAGGAGGAGGAUUUGAGCAUGGAGGGAGAAGCUUCAGAAGAAUCCAGUAUGGAAGAAGAAAAGGACAGUGAAGAUGAUGGAGAUGCUGCCAAUGAACUUCAAAGUUCAAGAGGCAGAACUUUGGAGUCGCCCCAAGAUGGCGAGAGCCUUACCCAGAGUGCCACUAAAUAUGUUCCCCCUCAGAUGCGAAGGUCUGAAGAGAUGUUAGAUGCAAAGAAGAUGGAAGAAUUAGAAAGGCUGAAAAAAAGUUUGAAAGGUUUAAUUAACAGGUUGAGUGAGCCAAAUCUAGCCUCCAUAAGCGGGCAAUUGGAGGAGCUAUACAUGGCCAACAGCAGAAAAGAUAUGAAUGAAGCACUAACAGAUAUUCUCAUUAGUGCCUGUGUUACGGCAGCUGUCAUGCCAUCCAGAUUGGUGAUGGAGCAUGUUCUUCUGAUUAGCAUCCUUCAUCGGACAGUGGGAAUUGAGGUCGGUGCUCACUUUUUGGAAACCGUGGUGAGGAAAUUUGAUGAAGUCUACAAAAGUGGGACUGAAGGAAAAGAAUGUGAGAACCUGCUUACCUUAAUAGCUCAUUUGUAUAACUUUCAUGUAGUGCAUUCGUUGCUGAUCUUUGACAUCUUAAAGAAGCUUGUUAGCACUUUUUCUGAGAAGGAUAUUGAACUAAUGCUGCUGCUACUGAAAAAUGUGGGCUUUUCCCUGAGGAAGGAUGAUGCCCUGGCACUGAAAGAACUUAUCACGGAAGCCCAGAAAAAGGCAAAUGCUGUAGGGAAGCAAUUCCAGGACCAGUCACGGGUUCGGUUUAUGUUGGAGAUAAUGCUGGCACUAAAAAAUAAUGACAUGAGGAAAAUCCCUGGUUAUGAUCCUGAGCCUGUUGAGAGAUUACGAAAGCUGCAGAGAACUUUGAUUCACAGCAGUUCUGGAAAAGAAGCACAGCUUCGUGUGUCCCUGGAGUCCCUCCUCAGUGCUGAUCAGGUCGGUCGCUGGUGGAUUGUGGGAUCAUCCUGGAGCGGAGCACCCAUGAUUGACAGCCCUAGUGACAAAGUUCAACAAGUACUUCCUGUAGGAAAGGUGAGUUCAAAGAUUCUGGAUCUUGCCCGUAAACAAAGAAUGAACACAGACAUCAGGAGGAAUAUAUUUUGUAUCUUGAUGACGAGCGAAGACUUUUUGGAUGCCUUUGAAAAACUUUUGAAGCUUAGGCUCAGAGAUCAGCAGGAGAGAGAGAUUGUCCAUGUCCUCAUAGACUGUUGUCUCCAAGAGAAGACUUAUAACCCCUUCUAUGCAUAUUUGUCUGCCAAGUUCUGUGAAUAUGAGAGGCGAUUCCAGAUGACUUUCCAGUUCAGUAUAUGGGACAAAAUCAGAGAUCUGGAAAAUCUGUCACCAACUACUUCCUCCAAUUUAGUCAAUCUCUUGGCUCACCUGUUGAAGACAAAGUCACUCUCCCUUACUGUUUUCAAGGUAAUUGAAUUCAGUGAAUUAGACAAGCCCAAAGUCCACUUCUUGCGACAAGUAUUGUCUGUGCUGCUGCUAAAAACAGAUCCAGAAGAUCUUAACCACAUCUUUGGAAAAUUGGCCGACAACCCCAAGCUAGGAAUGCUUCAGGAGGGUCUGAAGCUUUUCCUCACCCACUUCUUGCUCAAGAGUGUACAGUCUCAUAGAAGUGCUGAAGGAGCCACUCUACUGAGAGAGAGAAUUGAACUAGUAUCUAAAACUUUGAAAGCAAAAGAAUCAAGAGUAAAGUUAUAGUAUUAGAUGGUAACAGAUUCAUCGGAUGAGGACUUAAUUGAGGAACAUGGACUAAAGUUUUAUAAUUUUAUAAUUGUUAAUGAAUUGGGAACUUCAUGUUCUGAACAUGGAGCUGGAUUCAGUUUGGUAUUCAAACCCAUCUGUGUAUAUUUUAAAUAUAUAUUAAUAUAUUGAUGGUAUGUAAUGAUGGUUAUUUUACAUUCUGUUAACACAAGGCAGGGACGCCAGUGAAAUCUGAAUAAUGUCAGCAAUGUAUUUUUAAAAAUAAAAUUUCACUUCAUUUGUA
This is a messenger RNA of Anolis sagrei ordinatus, 3021 nucleotides long. It is a transcript of the gene NOM1, whose product is annotated as nucleolar protein with MIF4G domain 1. Gene Ontology annotation, biological process: ribosomal small subunit biogenesis. NCBI's taxonomy places the organism in Eukaryota, Metazoa, Chordata, Lepidosauria, Squamata, Anolidae. Gene Ontology annotation, molecular function: protein binding; RNA binding. The record is from RefSeq and is a predicted model, not a curated record. Gene Ontology annotation, cellular component: nucleolus.